This is a messenger RNA of Cavenderia fasciculata, 2586 nucleotides long. RefSeq names its product PA14 domain-containing protein (gene psiG-2). The record is from RefSeq and is a predicted model, not a curated record. The transcript is spliced from 4 exons. Bases 1 to 2586 code for a protein of 861 amino acids. Gene Ontology annotation, cellular component: extracellular region. NCBI's taxonomy places the organism in Eukaryota, Evosea, Eumycetozoa, Acytosteliales, Cavenderiaceae.
AUGAGAUUUAUCAAUUUGUAUCUCUCGAUACUUUUAUGUAUACUUGUUCAACACUAUUCUUUAUUGGUUUCUGCUCGAACUCAAACCUUUAAGAUUAUCAUUUAUGAUCAUCAUCCAUUAUUAAAUCCAGAUUUUGAAUAUGAUCCCAUUUCAGCACCAAAGGGACUUGCUUCUCAAACACUCAAUGCAAAUGGAGUUCCAGACUUUGUAGCCGCUGAUUUAUCUGGUGGUAUUCAUAAUAAAACCACCUUUUCACAGUGGUUUACAUCGACACCAGGAAUCAACAUUCCAAUUCCAUUUGAUCUCGUAUUUGUCAAGAACCCAGCAACUGGAAUGUGGAACUAUGUCAAUAAUUCUUUCUUCCCAAUCAACGGUAUGGGAUGGGAUGCACAAGGAUAUCCAAUCUAUUUGAACAAAAAUUUCCAUUUCUGUCUUCAUUUCCAAUCAACCCUGAACUUUAAGGGUGGAGAAGUAUUUAAUUUCAUUGGAGAUGAUGAUGUAUGGGUAUAUUUGGACAAUAAUCUUGUAUUGGAUCUUGGAGGUGUUCACCAGGCCCAAUCUGGAUCCAUCAGUCUUGAUGCUUAUAACCCAGGUACACCAUUAAAAUUCGAUUUCUUUUAUUGUGAAAGACAUACAUCUCAAAGUAAUAUAGAAAUUGAAACAGAUUUUGAUUUGCAGUGUGGGUAUUAUGACUAUUGUGGUAUAUGUCAAGGUGAUGGCUCUCAAUGUUGUACUCCUUCGAUUCAUUGUGACGACAAGAUUCCAUGUACCAUCGAUCGUUGUCCUGCUGUGGAUACGCCGGGAAUCAACUCUACAAACUGGGGUAGAUUCUGUACUCAUGAAGAUAUUACUUGUACCGAUCCCAAUGACAAGUGUAGUCAGAGUUCAUGCUCAAAUAACGAGUGUAUCGCAGCCACUGUCUUUUGUGAUCAAGCUCCAUGCUCGACCGUGACUUGUGAUAGUUCAGAUGGAUGUAUUUACACACCAACAGAAUGUCCAGUCACCACUUGUUCAUCCAGCUACUGUAGCUUCCAAACAGGUGCCUGUGCUCAGCCACUCCAAAGAAACUGUAGUGACAAUGAUGCUUGUACCGACGACUUUUGUAUCCCAAUUAUCGGAUGUUUGCAUACCAGAAAGAGAUGUGACGAUGGAAACAUUUGUACCACCGAUACCUGUCUAAACGGUGUAUGUGUCAAUACACCAAAGCCAGUCUGCAACUGCUCGUCCAUUUGUCCAGUCAAUCUUUGCCAGGAUUUCGAAUGUUAUCCCGAUGGAACUGGUUGUGACAUCACUGAUAUUCCCAUCGACGAUGGCCGUAUGUGUACUAUUGACUCUUGUAAUCUUAAUACGGGAGAGAUUACCCAUCAAGCAAUCGAAUGCGUUCCAUCAAGUGGCUGUUACACUUCGGAAUGUGAUGAAAGUACUGGACAAUGUGUUGAAACACUCAAAGACUGUGACGAUCGAAACCCAUGCACCAACGAUAUGUGUUCGAAUGGCAAAUGCCAGCACAGUCGAGUCACUUGUGAUAGCAGUGUCGACGCUUGUGUCGUUGGAACCUGUGUUGCCUUUAGCGGCUGUGUCUACAGUCCCAAGGACUGUAGUGUUGCCGAUCUCUGUGUCACCAGUGUUUGUGAAGACGGACAAUGUAUCCAUGAACCAAAGCACAACCAUACCGACCUUUGCACAACCUAUCAAUGUGAUCCCGCCACUGGAAAUGAAGUAGAAGUCCCUAUUUGUGACUAUUCCAACCCAUGUGUCUACACAGAAUGUCUGGACGGUAUAUGCUUUUACUAUCCUGUCCAAUGUCCAACCACCGAUCUAUGUAGACCUGGAGUAUGUAGUUCACUCCCAGGAAAUGCUGGUCAAUGUGUUGAAAGACCACUUGUCUGUCCUGACGGUACCCAUUGUGAGGUUGGAACCUGUGUUCCAGACACCACUUCUACCACCACUGGUGUCACUACUGGUGUGACCACUAGUAUCACCACUGGAAUUUCAACCGGUAAUCUACCACCCACCUGUCAUCUUUUGGACACAGAGUGUGAAUACUAUACCUACGAUCCACUCACCAUGUCAUGUCAACCACAUGAAGUGAUUUGUCAACAACCAGUUAACCCAUGUCAAAUCUCAAUCUGUCAUCAAGUUCAUGGCUGUAUUACCAUUCCAAACCCAGACACUAUCGAUUGGGAUGAAUGUCCCAUUACAUCUGGUUCAACCUUGGGUAUCUUGACCGACGGUGUUACAUCUAGUCAUAUCACCCACGGUGCUACCCUAGGUGGUAUCACUGUUAAUCCAACCAGUGGUAUUUCAUCUGGCCUUCCAACAGGUGGUAUUACAACCGAUGGAGACCUCCAAGUAUGUGCUCCACAAUGUCGUAUCAAACUCGAUGGAUCGGUAGAGGGAUGUCCAAAGGGAUACACCUGUGUUAAAAUGUCUUGUGGCGCAGCACAAUGUGUCAAAAAUGAAGAUGACCUUCCACCAACUCCAGAACCAACCCCUUGUACAAGACCACCAAACAAUUGUCAUCUCCCAUCAGAAAGACCUGGUCAACGUAACUUUUUCCAAGACCAAGAAAAUGAUUUCAUCUAA